This is a messenger RNA of Limulus polyphemus (Atlantic horseshoe crab), 5739 nucleotides long. Its product is annotated as latrophilin Cirl-like. The record is from RefSeq and is a predicted model, not a curated record. Gene Ontology annotation, molecular function: carbohydrate binding; G protein-coupled receptor activity. Lineage: Eukaryota; Metazoa; Arthropoda; Merostomata; Xiphosura; Limulidae. Gene Ontology annotation, biological process: cell surface receptor signaling pathway; adenylate cyclase-activating G protein-coupled receptor signaling pathway. The coding region runs from base 687 to 4094 and encodes 1135 amino acids. Gene Ontology annotation, cellular component: membrane. The transcript has 19 exons.
GUUGUCCGCUCUCUUUAGAAGCUUGCCCCACAGUUUACUUGGACAUCGCUCAGCGCAAAGCGACUGACUGCUAACAGAUAGGACCUUGAGGACCUAGUAAGCUGUCCAUUUUGUGUAGCGAUAAAACUCUCUUUAGCAAAACCUAAAAAGCAAUGUUCAUCUCGUGUAUUACGUAAAUAAGGCUUAACUGUUUUUUUUUCUUUCAACUGUACAAGUAAACAGUUCUCAGGGAUAAGUAUUGUAAUAUUUUUAAACCUCUUUGCCAACAGACAAACUCAUCUGGUGAUUGAAUGAGGCGAAAAGAAGAGGAGGGGUUAAUGAGGUUCUCUUAGGCUUCAAAAGACUGAAAGCAUCUGUAAGAUUGUGCGCAACCAAGUCUGGGGGACUGUGUUGAUAUAACUUGAUAACGACACUUAGCUAUCAUAACACUUAGACGGCUUGCUUUGAAAGUGAAGAUAACAUACUUAAGGCAAUGUUUUCACGUUCCGAGUAUUAUUUAAAGUUCACUAACUCACUCUGGAGUGGUUCCCCUUAAAAUUUCGUUGUGGAUCGGGAGAAAAACAAAAAUACAGCGACUUUGAAAUCAUCUCUAGAGAAAGCGCUCACUGGUGAAAAGCUAUUGGUUUUAUUCUAUCGGUCUGUGUCAUGUGCAUUGUCUUCAGCCUUGAGAGCGAGCUCUUUAACGCAUGAUGCGCUACAUGGAAGGAACGAACAAGAACAGAAUCAUGAGGGCGGUUUCGGUUUGGCAGGGUGUAAUCCUAAUUUUUCUGAUUUCGCCAGUCCUCGUGGUCACUCGCAAAGGAGUUUCCAUCUCAAGUUUUUCCAUAAGGCCCCCACUUUUAGAGAGAGACGAAUAUGAAACCACAUAUGCCUGUGAGGGCAGGCAUCUAAGAAUAUCAUGCACUAAUGGGAAACACAUACGACUCGUGAGGGCAAAUUAUGGAAGGUUUAGUGUUAGUAUAUGUAAUGACAAGGGAGUCGUUGAUUGGAGCGUCAGCUGCAUGUCCUAUUGGUCGUUUCCCAUCAUGAAAGACAGGUGCAGCCAUAAGUCCAGCUGCAGUAUUUACGUUUCUGGCAAUACAUUUGGAGACGACCCCUGCCCAGGAACAGUAAAAUAUUUGGAGGUUCAAUAUCACUGUGUAUCUCCUAACUCUCAUUCCGGGCCGAGCGCAACAGAAGGACCUGACGACAUUUUACCAGUCUUCACAGUCCCGAUGGUGCUGCCAUCUAACGACACACACGUUAGAGCACGAGAACAAGAUAUUAAACCAGAAAAGAAUCAUACGACGAACAAGGUAAAUAUUGUUUCUGGAAUUCGUGUACCUUCGGCGACGUUUAGCUCGACAUCUUCAAGUGUUAUUCAAACAUCGCCCACUGCAAGUACACCAACAACAUCACCAAUCCCCAUCACUAAGAGGAUCACAACGCAGAGUACAACCUAUCUGUUUCUACCUCCAUACCUGGAAAGCAAUGUUUUCGAAGACUACGGUGUUGAGAAUGGCUUAAAUGAGCCAUCAUCAGUGUUUACAUCUCCAAUACCGUUCACCCCUCAAAACAUGUGCCCACCCAUUUUCUCUAGAGAUAUGAACUGGAAUUGGACUCGUGCGGGAGAGACAGCCGUCCAGAAAUGUCCUGGCGGAGCCACUGGGUUAGCUCGAUGGAAAUGCAACGAUGAAACAGUCAGCUGGGAACCAGAAACGCCAAAUUUGAAUGAGUGUAAAUCUGUGUGGGUGGAUAAUCUAAGAGAACGGAUGCAAGGUGGAGACUCCAUUACGAGUAUUACGUCAGAGAUUGCCCUCAUGACGUUUAAUAAGGUGUUGUUCAGUAAAGAUGUUUCCCACGUGGUAACCAUUGUAAAACAGACACUGUCUCGAGCGGUGGACAGUAUGGAAAUAUUUCAAGACAUGUGGCAUCGUCGCCAGUUGUUAAAAGAACUUUUAGAGUCUAUUGUAGAAACGGUCAGCAACCUACUAAGUGACAGGCAAAAUUCGGCUUGGCAAGAUUUGACGUCAUCAGAACGUAGACAAGUGACGUCAGACCUCCUGCAAGGGUUAGAAGAAGGAGCCAUGUUGUUGUCGGAGUCACUAACGCAAGAAAGUAGCUUCCUGUUAACGAAAACAAAUGAAGAAAAUGUCACAAACCCACAAUGUGUGUUCUGGGAUAUAACAUUAAGAAAGUGGUCCAGAGAUGGAUGUUGGACAUUAAGUUCGAACUCUUCACAUACAACUUGUGCUUGUAACCACGUAACCAACUUUGCCUUGAUGAUGGAAGUGAAGCCCAUACAGUACCCCUCUGCCAAACAAUUUACCAAACAACUGGUGACGUCACUAGGCUGCGCCCUCUGUGUGAUAUUUCUUCUGAUAAGUACAGCGUGUCUCUAUAUUUUAGGGGGAUCUCAAACGGACCGAACUAUUAUCCACAAAAACCUUUGCCUGUGCCUCCUGGUGGCUGAACUGGUUUUUGCUGCAGGCGUUAACCAGACACAUCUUCAAACACUGUGUGGCCUAAUUGCAGGGUUACUUCAUUAUUUCUUUUUGGUGGUGUCUGUCUGGAUGUUUCUGGACGGAUUUCACUUGUACGUGCUAUUAAUGGAAGUUUACGACUCGGAAAAAACCCGAGCAAUUUGGUACUACGUCAUGGCUUACGGUGUACCAACAGUAAUUGUUGCAGUUUCAGCAGUAAUAGAUCCGCAGAGUUACGGAACAAACGAUUAUUGUUGGUUACGAUCUGAUAAUUACUUCAUCUUCAGCUUCGUUGGUCCAGCAGUGGGCACUUUAUUUGGUUCUACUGUGUUCCUGUGUAUAGCAACGUGUAUUAUGUGCCAUCAAACUGGUAUUCCUACUGUUGUGAAAGGAAAAGAAGAGGCAAUGGUGGCCAAAAUCAAGCUCUGGAUCCGAUGGGCAAUUGUCAUGUUAUGUUUAUUAAGCCUAACGUGGACGGCCGGCCUCCUUUACGUCAAUCAAGGAACAUAUUUUCUGGCUUACACUUUCAUGGCCUUGAACUGUAUCUUAGGACUGUUUGUUUUUAUUUUUUAUUGUUUACAUAAUGAACAUGUGAGAGAAGAUCUUUCGAAGUGUUUUCAGCAAUAUGAAUGGCUACCGAAAUGUUUGCUUCCCACUAAGCCUAAUGAACAGACAACUAGCGAGCUUCCAGGAAGGAUCACCAUGACAACUAACUUACCCUCAAGCCAACAGAGUGUCCCGCAGCCUCUCAGGAUCAUUCAAGCACAGAACUGUUUUACUUCCCCAAAGUUCACCAUGCAAAAUCACCUAUCUACAUCAAUAGCAAUCAACCAAGAAGAUGACAUACUCCAGGCACCUGGAGAGUCCACGAGGAGGAAAGGACACAGAACCACUUCACCGAACGUAUCGAGGACUAGCUCACCCGGUCGUUAUGGGUUUGUGGCCAAUCAGCAUCAGGACCAAAUGUUUCAGGUUGUUCCUCGUAACAAACAGUCAGCCUCUGGUUCCUACUCUGAUUCAUCUGGACUUUACAGUGUCUUUGCUGAUCAUAUCUACGAAUCCAUUGAAGAUGACAUUGUAGGACAUUUUAAUCAUCAGCCAUCCUUAACCAAACAGUUUCCUCCAGCAGAAAACUAUUAUGGCGAUCACUCUGACCUCAGCCAGCAUUCAUCCUCUAGUGGAUAUGACCAACGACCUCUACUGGUAACAUCAAUCUCAGAAAGAUCCCACACAGCAACCUCCUCCAAUAAGAUUGUGUACGGAAUAAGUCUUCCUCACGAUAACUAUUCCCUAGCUUCCACCCCCGAGUUGUCAAGACAACCAGAAGUGGAUAACAUCCAUAGCAAUUUUCGUACAAACGUGGAAUGUGUUACGGUUCCAAAUAUUUGCAUGUUUAACACAACUCCUCCAGAACAUAGCCAACAGUUCAACUUAGAUCUGCGCGAGAAAAAUAAUAAGAUGAAACAAAUGGACUGGGAACCAGAUCUUCCAGAUCUUCUUAGUUCGCCCCCAGACAAUGUUGUCAUGGCAGUUUUGGAUGGGGAGAAGGUUGUAAACCGUCUUCAUGCAGAAAUGGAUACUACCGAAGAUACAAGAAAUUCAGAUCUUCACAAACUUAGUACUUAUUGUUGAAAAAAAACAAAAAGAGUCGUUUCUAGUUUUUUUUUUUUUUUAUUAAACUAAUUUUUGUCACUAGUGGUGCUGUGUAUUAAACAUUGUAUUUUGUCAAGUACUCAAGAAAGAUUUACUUCGAGAUAAUUCAUGAUUGUUUUGUAUAUUUAGAAGAGGAAUCGAAGGAAGGUGUUAUUUCAGUAAAUAGUUAAUAAACCAAAAGACAGGCACACCAUGUGUCAGACAUUUGAAGUGUCCUAGUCUACACUACUAGUCCAUCCACGAAACAAAGAGGACUGAAUGGUUCACAGUUGUCAAAGCAGGAAACUAGAUAAGCACAGCGAGAGUUUGGGAAAUUUCGUGCACUUACCUAAUCAGGAUGUGAUACGUUUUUGUAAUUAGACCAAAACUGUAUUGUAUAUAUAUCAAUAUUUGCCCAAUAACAGACGACGUGGAACUCGAAAGACGCCAGAUGUGGCAUGAACAUCGUAACAUAAUAUUACUUAAUGACAAAUACAGUGAUUUACUGUUCAGCUGGUUAACACAGGCUGGUUUGAUAAUAUCUACCGGCUGAUUUAUCGUGUUAAUUGAAAUCCAUCUGAGGAUUUUAGAUCCUGUAAGAUUAGUAUAGCACUCCCUAUAUGCCAUACUGAUUACAAUGCUAACGGUGAUUCUGAUGACCGAUGUUGUGAUCCCUGAUGAUGAUCAGAUUUAGCACUUUUAGGUUUGGAGAUGCCGAAGAAGAAGUGUCAAGGAAGAAACCGGUUGAUUAUCUUCAGAUUCUAUCAAGAUAAACGGUAAAUCUUAAAAAUAUGACGAAGAAAUAAAUGUAUUUAAAUAAAUCCAGAACCCUUUAGUGAUAGUAACACCACAAGCUAAGCUACAUUGCUGUGGUGAUAUUUAAAGUUACAAAAUGUUGUGGACUCUCAAAAGAUAAUUUUGUUUUGAACCAAUGAGUAAAUAAUUUAGGCUUACGCUAAUGAUGAAGCUUGCCAAUAGGUGUACUUAUAACAGUUACGGAUAGCAGAAGUUUCUAUAUUCCACUUGUAACCCUGUCUUCGUAAAUAUCCUUAUGUUCCCGAAACGAAAACGUAACGACAACUAAGAAAAUUAGAGAAAAAAAAAGAUAAAUUAAUGUCAAAGAACAAAAUUGUGCUUUUGUCGUUAGCUAUCUGCAUUAUCAUUUGAUUAACAAACACCGUACGUUUCGGUUGCUUAUCCUUCUUAAGAUCCCCCGAAGUGAAGUCGGCAUCAGAUUAAUAGCCGAAACGUUGGAAAUAGUUUAACCAGUAAUUAUUACAUUAUUAAUAAUAAUUAACUAAAGUCGUACGUUUUGGCUGCUAAUAUGCUGCCACCUUCCGUUCCAGGAGUCAGAAGAAAAAUUAGAAGCUGAAUGAUGGGAAUAGUUAAUUAAUUAAUUAUUAUAUCAUAACCACAACUGACUUCCGAUCGCCACGAUCUUACCGUUAGUCCCUAAACGAAAUAUUCAUUCUAGAGUACUUGUUUCUAAAAACAAUCUUAGCAGUUCUGAAAGUCCUUCUAACGUUUUAAAGUUCUGCUUUUUCGAGGUAAAAAUAUCAUUAUGAAUGGAAAUAUUUUUACUUUUUUUUCAAGCAAUAUAAAUGGAAAUAUUUUACUUUUUUCAAGCAUUAUGAAUGGAAAUAUU